AUGAAUGGUGUCGACCUCGAAAGAACCACUUCUCGGCAAGGCAAUGAUCCCUUCCAAACUCCCACUACCGAGCGAGAUCAGAGAAGCAUUGAAGGAAACUACAAUGUAGAUGCCUUCGAAGUCAUCCCACCUGAUGGUGGGUAUGGCUGGGUGUGCACAUUCUGCGUGUUCAUGAUCACUGUGCACACCUGGGGCGUGAACAGUGCAUGGGGAGUGAUCCUUGCCUAUUUUCUGUCCAACUCAACAUUCCCCGGUGCCGGUCAUCUGGAUUAUGCAUUUAUUGGUGGAUUGUCCAUCUCCCAGUGCUUAUUGAUUGGACCCAUCGUGACCAAGACAUACAAAGCGGUCGGAACCACAAUGACACUGCUGUUUGGCACAGCACUGGGGUAUGCUUUGGCUUCGGCCAUUCUUCCUCCUUGGUUCUCAACUAAGAGGAGCUUUUGUAUCGGCAUUGCUGCCUCCGGCUCUGGGAUUGGUGGUCUUACAACCGAAACCAUGGGCUGGCAGAUUACUUACAAGAUCCUGGCAUUCUGCGCGCUAGGAUCCAAUCUGGCGUGCUCCUUGUUACUGAAGGACCGCAAGCAAUCUCAGGCUGCCAUCGCUGAGCGCACGUUCAAUAUCCGCGAUCUCAAUUUCCAAGUCUGUCUGAUGAUCGUGUGGGGAGUCAGCACAGAGCUGGGAUUCAUUGCUUUGAUCUACUCAUUGCCAUAUUACGCGUCCUCAAUCGGGUUAAAUUCACAGCAGGGAUCGGUAGCAGGUGCAAUCCUGAACCUUGGGCUAGCAAUCGGACGGCCUCUGACCGGCUAUAUCAGCGACACUUUCGGCAGAAUCACGGUUUCAACGUUCAUGGCAGCCUUUUGCGUUGUCUUCUGUUUUGCCAUCUGGAUCCCAGCACAGUCGUAUGCGUCCUUGCUAAUAUUCGCCAUUUUAUCAGGAAUGGUCAGUGGAACAUUCUGGGGAACGAUAACGCCCGUGACAGCCAAGGUGGUCGGGCUGAGCCGUCUUCUAACGUCAUUUUCCAUGAUCUGCCUUACUCUGGUUAUUCCAACCACCGUCGCUGAGCCCGCGGCACUCAGCCUGGUGGCCAGCUCUGGCUACUUGAAUACCCAGGUAUAUAUUGCAUGCAUGUUUGUUUUGGGCGCCCUGAGUCUUUGGAUCUUGCGCUCGUGGAAAUUCUAUGAGAUUGAACGAAAGGCGGCCCAAGAACAGGAGGAGUAUAUGGAUCGGAAGAUGCACUGGCUAGCUUUCCGAAGUCUUGCCAGUUGGAGACGCCGCAAGAAAAAAUGCGAUGAGGUCAGGCCAUCCUGCGGAGGAUGUGUCCGCAAUAAACUCUCCUGCCAAUGGCCAUCCAGUGUACCCCAGAAUUCAUCGGCUGCAGCAACAAAUGACCCAGAUACUACGACCACGAAUCAACACAGACUCGAGGACCAACCAUCGAGCCCAGUGUCAGAGGGAGUACAUCGCGACUCAGUUGGCUCCUUGGAAUCUCCAUCAUCUGCCGAUUCUCCCGCCCAACUGUCGUGCACCUCCGACUCCGCCGAGCCUGCUGCCUUACGGAUCGAAGAGCAUGUCUCCCCUGAACAGAUUGCCCCGAGAAGGGAUAGCUCAGCAUCGGACCUUUCUACUUUGGCCGUUGGGGGCCUAGUGCCUCGAAGCCUAUCAAUGCUUCCGGGCUACAGCCAGGAAUCCUUUCAAUUACUGAGCCACUAUCUAGCGACCACGGCUGAGUGCAUGGCCAAUGGGUCAACUCCCGUCAAUCCAUUUCUAGUACAAAUCGUUCCGCUUGCUUUCACCAGUGACCUUCUUCUACAGCUCGUUCUCACGCAAAGUGCUGCUCAUCGUGCAUUCAGAAGCCGAAAUGAUUCCGAUGAAAUUGCUCAGAGCCACUAUACGAAAGCCUUGCAGUUGUUCCGCAAAGGUGUCAACGAAUUCAUCAAUGGCAAGGAAUCCAACUCAUUAAUGUUGACUGUGGGGGCUCUUGUCAUGUGUUUUACAGAGACGGCUAAAGGAGAUAUCAAUGGCACGAUCUUUGAUCAUCUAUCCGCCGCCAACACGCUUUUGACGCGCUUUUUAUCCCUUAGCGACGCAGCCGUGCCUAAAGAACUGAAAGAUUUCGUUAUUGAAUAUUACACUUAUACGGCAGCAGUUAGCAUGAUAUCUAUCGAUGCCAGGGUCAGCCAUCAACUUUUGCUGAAUUUUGAGUUGGAGCACCGAGCUCGCCAGCUGCUUGACUCUCAAUACCUCGGCAAUCUCUGUGGCUGCUGGUUGGAACUGCUGCUUUUAAUUCCUUGUAUAUUUGACUUGGGCAGACAGUGGAUGAUGUACGAUGCACAACCAACCAUGCCGUCAGCAGACGAGAUCGCCAUGUAUGGCUCACUACAAACGCAAAUUUUGCAAUGGUCACCUUACCCCACCGUCACUCCCGAGGUAUUUCUGGCGGGCCGCAUCUUCCAACAGGCCAUGCUUCUCUACCUAUACACAGCCUUGAGCUCAUUCUCGCGGACUGAGAGAGCUCUCGGCCACUGUGCGAAUCAAUUCUGGGCUCUGCUGGCCUAUCGCCGUGAUAGGAUCCUGCCUAUCUCAAGAAGAGCAUCAAGUGGAUCUACGGAACCGGCUAACUACAAUGGUGAACACAUUUGGUCUAGGGAAUAUGCAUCGAACGCUUCUAUUACUUGA
Molecule: messenger RNA, 2676 nt
Organism: Aspergillus affinis
Lineage: Eukaryota; Fungi; Ascomycota; Eurotiomycetes; Eurotiales; Aspergillaceae
Product: MFS general substrate transporter
Exons: 6
Coding region: 1-2676 (891 amino acids)
Biological process (GO): positive regulation of transcription by RNA polymerase II; transmembrane transport
Cellular component (GO): nucleus
Molecular function (GO): DNA-binding transcription factor activity, RNA polymerase II-specific; transcription cis-regulatory region binding; zinc ion binding
Source: RefSeq, a predicted model, not a curated record